AUGCAAAAGAAACUACUGUCUGAAACAUUGGGCUCGAACUCUACUGAAGAAAUGUAUGACACCAACGACGGGAUUGAUCGCAUAAGAAGAGGACUUGGCAAAGCGAAAGUUCUGGUUGUUGUCGAUAAUGUGGACGAGAAGAAGCAACUUGAGAACCUGGCAGGAAGCUAUGAUUGGUUUGGGAGCGGAAGUAGGAUCAUUGUCACACUUAGGGACAUAAGGAUAAUACGAAAUAAAGACAACCAAAGGCAACCUAGCUUUUACAUGGAUUACUCAAUAAAGGAGAUGCCCUUUGAUUUAGCGAUUCAGCUUUUAGUAAGCAUGCCUUUAGAAGCGAUACUCCUCCAGUAA
This is a messenger RNA of Eucalyptus grandis, 351 nucleotides long. Its product is annotated as TMV resistance protein N-like. NCBI's taxonomy places the organism in Eukaryota, Viridiplantae, Streptophyta, Magnoliopsida, Myrtales, Myrtaceae. Bases 1 to 351 code for a protein of 116 amino acids. Gene Ontology annotation, biological process: defense response. The record is from RefSeq and is a predicted model, not a curated record. Gene Ontology annotation, molecular function: ADP binding. The transcript has a single exon.